GUAGUGACAGGAAGUUACAUUGUUUAUAUUGAAAACUUGACGGUUUUAGAGCAUCCUGACGUCUUUUCGGAGCACAAAGUGAAAACGCAUCUCAGUCUGGUACUGCGCCGUCCUCCUCACACGUUACGAUGCCCACACGGAUUCACAAGGGCAGACUUUAAUCAUCUCUGACGCAUUCAGGGACGUUAAUUUUAAUUUUUACUGUUCGUUUGCUUUUAAUUUUGACGGAAACCUCUUUUGUCCGCGGGAUACCUAUGGCCACCGCCACCACCGUCCCCAGCAUCAGCACCACUACCGGAGGGCCGUCGGGCCAGCCAGGACGGCCGGGAUUCAACCAGCACACCUAGCAGGUUCACUGAAGGAUAACACAGCCUGGUGUGUUGUAUGCCAGGUGGCGUGCAGUGUUUCGACUGGGUUCAUGGCUAUGGCAGAUAACACUGUGAAUAUGUGUGAAUAAUACAUGAAGCACCAAAGGCAAAGGCUGAGGAGGCCCCCCUUCAGACCCAGUUGCCUUAACUGACCUUUGACCCUUCUCUGAGAACCCGUGUAAGGGGUCACGACCGCAGCGCAGAACAACAGGACUGAUCAUCAAGCCUCCGGCCCCAACCAUCAUGACGAAGCAGAGAGUGGAUGUCGCCCCAUCACCCUGAAACCAGAACCUGAAAGAUGACAGAGAGCAGGAGGAGGAGGGAGCUGUGAGACGCUGAAUGGGAACAAAAUUAGGACAAAAAGGAUGUGAAUUUAGCACUGACAAUUACAGGACUGUGUUUUAUUCAUCAAACCGCAUGUCUCUGAUAUGACUGAGAUUCUGGCAUCUGAAAACCUGUAACAGACUCAACCCAGCAACAAAAACCAAAAAACACUUUCAGCUUCCUCUGAACCAAUAAUGUAGAAGAAGACAGCAGAGACGAUUGUUGAUUUAUGAGCUGUCACUGUAGGACAACAGUCCAUCAAAUACGACCACGAUUGUCUCUUACUAACGAAAUGUGGGAUUUUUUUUGAAGAGUUUGAACUGUUUCAGUCAUGCUCUGCUUUUAUAAAUCUGGAAUUUAAACUCAAAGACAUCACAAACACAGACAGCAAAUAAGAUUGUGUUUAAGAUUAUUAAGGGCAAAGACUCUAUUUACCUCCUUGACAACCAAAUUCACAACUGAGAGACUGUAUGACAAAACAGUCAACAAAACCAAACGGAAAUACGCCUUGAAGCUUGAGACUGAACCUUGAGAUAAAGUUUAAGACAUAAAAGUUUGAAAAACAAGUCCAUGUGUUGAUCUAGAGAGAUCCAAUUUGUGCAGAAACAUAUUUUGGACAUUAGGAAUCACACCAGAGUGAGACUCCACGAUGACGCACCUACACGCUGGUCUGAGCUCAGAGACGACCGAGAAGGCUCGCUUAGAGCUGAAUGAAAACCCGGACACUCUGCAUCAGGACAUCCAGCAGGUGCGGGACAUGAUUGUGACACGGCCAGACAUUGGUUUCCUGCGGACGGAUGACGACUUCAUCCUCCGCUUCCUGAGAGCCAGGAAGUUCGACCAGAUGGAAACCUUCAGACUGCUGGCCCAGUACUUCCAGUUCAGACAGCAGAACCUCGACAUGUUCCAGAGCUUCAAGGUGGACGAUCCGGGUAUUAAGAGGGCGCUGAUGGAUGGCUUCCCAGGCGUACUGGAGACUCCAGAUCAACAUGGCCGAAAAAUCCUCAUCCUUUUCGCCUCCAACUGGGACCAGAGCAGAAACUCUUUCACAGACAUCCUACGGGCGAUCUUGCUUUCUCUGGAGGUCCUGAUCGAGAACCCGGAGCUCCAGAUCAACGGUUUCAUCCUCAUCAUUGACUGGAGCAACUUCUCCUUCAAACAGGCCUCCAAGCUCACCCCCAACAUUCUCAAACUGGCUAUCGAAGGCCUUCAGGACAGUUUUCCCGCUCGUUUUGGAGGAAUCCAUUUUGUGAAUCAGCCGUGGUACAUUCAUGCCAUGUACACCAUCAUCAAACCUUUCCUCAAAGACAAGACCAGGAAAAGGAUCUUCCUCCACGGUAACAACCUGAACUCACUGCACCAGCUCAUCCAGCCUGAGUGUUUGCCGUCAGAGUUCGGUGGGACUCUGCCUCCGUAUGAUAUGGGCAUCUGGGCUCGAACGCUGCUCGGACCCGACUAUAACGACGAGACUGAGUACACGCUGACCUACGACGCCCUGCACGUCAGGGAGAACUGUGGAGGAGGAGGAGACAAGGACAUGAUGAAAAGGUCUCAGUCGGCAGUUGAAUCAGGAACUCUGCGACAAACGGACAGAGACACCAGCACACCAUUACUGGCCCUGGACUAAACACACACACACACACACACACACACAGCACACACAGAAACAGUAACACAUGCAUACCCUUAGAGCCAUCAGACAACAACACACACACAGAUCUAUUAACACACAUACAGAUUACAGCAUAUUUUAAAGACAAGAACAAACCACAGCAUGUACUGUGAUACUUACGCACACAUCUAUGUAACACACACACACACACACACAACACCAGCUGUGUAUUAAGCUGGUAAAUGUGUUAUGUUCUUUCGUCCUGAGGACAUGAACUUUGACAGCACUGAACUUCCUGAAGAGGACAUGCACAUGCACAUGUACACACACACACACACACACACACACAGUCUGUCCUGUCUCUGAGCCGUCUAAUGCCUCCCUGCUGAGCCUCUCUCCAGACAGCAGCUUCUGUCCUGAUGUCCACAACAACGGCGACACACUCUGAAGUGUGUUUGUCUGUGUUUCUGCUGCACGGCCGUGUGUCAAAUCUGUCAGAAACAAUCAGGAUUGUGACAUCGUGAUAACAUUUAAUCUAUGAUCCGAUUCUGUUAGUCAGUCAGGAACAUGAAACCUGAGAAUCAAACAUGAUAAAAAAGUUGUGGUGGAACUUUACUUAAACCUCAGAGAACAACAGAUUGACACCAGGUCACAUUACUAAACAGAUAAAAUCAUGUCCAUUAUUAAGAAACAUUCAGGGCUGAUUACCCCAACAAGGAUUCAUUUAAACAAAGUUUUAGAUUAAAUCGAUAAAGUCAGAUUUAGAUAGUGUCAGUGUUUGAGGAAGACAAGCAUCGUGUUGAUGAAUUAUUCUGAGCCUUAUUUAUGGGAAAACAUAUGCAUUUUUAAUCAAACAGUAUUAAGGGAUUUUGUCACACAUACAUAUCUACAUGUGUUACAUCUAUCUGGGGGGAUAAUAAUGUAUAUCUCUUGGAAUUAUAGUUCCCAUAACCUUUCAGGGGAUGUAAACAAUGAGUGUAAUUGUGCCAAAAAGUCAUUCAGUUAGCUGAUGUCUAACUUACUUUUCUUCACUAAUAUUUGUUUACCCUUUGGCAAAUUGGUGCCCUUACAAGUAUGCUGAAUUAGCUGCUGGCACUUCCUGUGUGCAGUGUACACAUACAUAUACAGACAACUAUGACUGGAUUAUGUUGACACUGAAGAAUCUAAAAUUAUGAGGUGCACAAAAUGCUUCCUGCAGUAUUUUUCCUCUCCUGAAACCCCACGAGGCGCCUCACAGUAUGAAAAUCUCUAGAAAAAAAGUGAUACAAUGAGUCACCAACAGAUCUGAUAAUUAUUACAAAUAUUUCUGUAUCAGCUUUAAUAAAAACAAAUGUUGCAGCAAUAAAUCUGGCUGUUCUAGUGGAAAAAACAUGUAAUGGUUUAGAGCAGGUGAAUACUGGAUUAGAUCAUCUGCUGGGCACAAACACGACUGCAAUGGGAUGACCACGUUGCUCUGUGUUUGUUGGCUACUGUUUGUAAACAAGUUAAUAUUAACAACUUAAUGAGGUGCUAAUUGUGUUUACAGCUUGUUUCUGCUGCCCCCAAGUGGCCAAUAAUCAGUUCAUGCGGCUUUAAAAAGUUCAGAUUUGUGUGUUUCAGAUUUUUCGGUUCAGAUUUGGGAUGAAACACAAUGAUGAGUCACAAUUUAAUUCAAAAUAAAAGAUAAUCCUUGUUGGUGAAACUCGGCCAUAAAUGUUUGCAAGAACUUUUAUCUUCAGUGUUUUCCAAGCUAUAAAUCUAAGAUCUCAAAUUUCAGACAACUGUUUUGACAUGGCGGUUUCAUCACUACAAAUUCUUUAUCUAUCUGCUGGACUUUUUUUUCUCAUUAAUGAAUCAAAAUACUGAAAAUUCAGCCUAAAGCUUUGUGUGUUAAUUGUGCUGAAAUCUGAAUGAAAUUCAAUGGAGGUGAAACAUCAGUUAUCAAAGGAAAGAAGGAAGGACGACGUAAAAGAAACUUCAUCUUAAUAGAAUGAUGUCACCUUUUUUCUUUCAUGUAAAAUAACAAAAUCACAUUGAGUGAGGCCAGCUUUGCACAAGCAUUUCAAAAUUAAAGUACUACACAUGUCGUCACAAACCGCAAGACAAAUCGCAGACCACGUGCAUGAAAAUAAAAAAAAACUGUUCUACCAGAGUGAAAUAUUUCAGAAGUUGCUGGUGCUGUGAAGAGAACACAGGAUGCCAAAUUAUCUCCUUUAACCUCUACUGCAGUAAAGGGAAAGAUUGUUUUUAUUGAAUUAACUUAUCUUAAGAUUGUAUAUUAUUGUUAAAAGCAUUGUUACACUGCAAAAAAGUGACACACUUGGCAGAUUUCAUCCUGAGAUAUUUGAAGUCAAAUUAUCUUCAGUCUUUGCAGGGUAAUUAAUUUUAAUUUCUACCUGAGAUCAGAUAAUCUCAGAAGCAUAAAACUAGUUGAACAUAAAUUAAGACCAUGAGCAGGUUGAUAAUUUUACUUUGAAAAUAUCUUAAUAUAAUAUGGAUCAUCUGUAAACUAUAAAGGCUGAGUUUGUCAUCAUGUUUUUGCAGUGUGUUUGACUCAUCAGGGCUACACUGACCAGUGAUCUGUUCUCCACUCAACUGUAAUGUAUUUCCUUUCAAUGAAUGUAUAGAAGUAAACAUUUACAC
Molecule: messenger RNA, 4926 nt
Organism: Scatophagus argus
Lineage: Eukaryota; Metazoa; Chordata; Actinopteri; Scatophagidae
Product: clavesin-1-like
Exons: 9
Coding region: 1342-2319 (325 amino acids)
Cellular component (GO): membrane
Molecular function (GO): phosphatidylinositol bisphosphate binding
Source: RefSeq, a predicted model, not a curated record